Paramuricea clavata is the source of this 369-nucleotide messenger RNA. NCBI's taxonomy places the organism in Eukaryota, Metazoa, Cnidaria, Anthozoa, Malacalcyonacea, Plexauridae. The record is from the annotation of a GenBank genome assembly.
AUGAGUGAAAGUCCAAGUGAUAAAAUAGCUGAUCAAAUUAUUAUCAUGCAUGAAGUUGCACAUGCUCGAGGUGCAAAAUCCCUAGUUAUCACCAUACCAGAAAUAUUCUGUGAGCGAACAAAUUGCCCAGGUGUAAAAGAAAGAAGACAGAUCAUAAACAAGCAUUUGCGGAUGUAUGCAGCAGCAGCUGGAAGUAAAGUAUAUUUGUCUGAUUUGGCAUUGAAACUUUCACUUCACCAACUUUCUCUUGAAGAUCGAAAGUCAUUUUGGGAGCCAUCUGGAGUACACUUAAAGGCAAAAGGUUAUGAUAAAAUGGCAGAAAUCAUAUUUAAGGAUCUCAUGGAAUCCAUAGAGUCACCAAUUUUGUAG